CCUCGUUCCGCCACUUCUCCGCUUCUGGCACAAUUCCUGCAUACCGUUUCCAACGCCCGAAACCAUGAAAAUAAUGAGCAUCUUAGUCGUUGUCUAUCACUCUCGCCAGCCUCGCUCUUGAAUAACCCGCCGAUGAGGACUCUGAUGGCAGAGCUUCGGGACUACGAUCACAAGGAUUCGGUUGCAAGAGCGCUUGGUCAGGAUUGGCCCGGGUUCGUCGACGUUAUCGUAGCUUACUUGGAGUAUGUUAAGUCCGUACAUUCUGAGAUACACUCAAGCAUCGAGUGUAUGCUUGCCUGGUUCUUCAAUCUCAAGGAAUUCAUCGGGGUGCUCAAUCCGGUCUUCAACUCUGUCCAGGGGACCAUCUUUGCCUCCGUGAUUAAGGCCGCGUCUGCGCUGUUCGCCUCCUCUGCACUUCGAAUUGAUGCUCUGUCCGGGGACCCUCGCUGCCCGUGCUCGGAGGCUGCGAUGAACGUACUCCUACGUUCCUUCAACUCCACACUUGGCGAACGUAUGAUUGCCGCAGCAACAGCGCCGACAUUGCAAACUUUAGGAAAGAAAGCUGCAACAAUACGACUCGCCAAUGACCUUUUUAAGCUUUACUUCAAGGCAAUACCCCUCUUACCCUAAGCGGUUCUCUCCCUGUGCUGCGGUCAUCUCGCUGACUCGUUUCAAGAUGAACCAAAUUCGUCUCUGCGCCACUAUCCAUUCAAACAUCAAAACUGCCUCGAUCCCAUCCUAUUUAGACCUAUAUCCGAAGUCUGAGCAGUGUGCAUACAACUACUACCAUGGCCGCCAUUAUUUCUACGCGGAUCAGUUCGUGAGCGCUCUCAGCACUCUCGAACACGCCUAUGCGCUUGCUCGACCACGAGAUCAAAAACAACGAAAAAUGAUCGCACGCUACAUGAUUGCAGCCGCCGUAAUACUUGGCAAAUUUCCAUCAGACUCACUGCUGGCAAGACCUGAAUGUGCCGGUUUAGGGGCUAUGUUUCUCCCCAUCUGUCAUGCGAUACGUCUAGGAGAUUUCCGAGGGUUCAGGUGUGCGUUAGGUGACGAGGGCCCCGAUUCCGGCAGAAAGCAGUUUUGGAUUCGGACAGAGUUGUACCUGACACUCAAACUCAGAUGUCAGAUACUGUUAUGGAGAGGCCUUGUGCGGCGCGCCUUUUUGCUCACUCGUCCCGAGCAAACUGGGAUGAGAAAGAAAGGGCCUCCCACACUCGACAUGAGACAUAUUCUGACACUGGCAAGAUUUCUGCAUGGCCCAGAGCGGGUUGACAACCCUCUUUUCCUAGGAGAGGGUUUCCAUCGUGAUGAGGAUUCAGACACGGACUCGGACCUCGGGGACGACGAAACAAGUUAUUAUGGACUGCGGUUAGAAAUGGUGGAUGUGGAAUGCGCCAUUAUAAGUUUGUUGGAUCAAGGAUUUAUCAGAGGAUACAUUGCGCGUCAAUCGUCCGGGCCUGUACUUGUUCUGGGCAAGUCUGAUGCGUUCCCACCUGUUGCAGAGCUCUAUCGAGAGGAAAGAUUUCCUGAGGAGGAUGUGAUGGAAUCAGACUAUGAAGGAGGCCCUUUUAGUGCCCACGUGGCCCCGGCCGGUGGUAGUGGCGGUGGUAACGUGAUCCGUCUUAGUGGAGUCAAACCCAUUGGGUUCAAAGGUUGA
Molecule: messenger RNA, 1660 nt
Organism: Tuber melanosporum (Perigord truffle)
Lineage: Eukaryota; Fungi; Ascomycota; Pezizomycetes; Pezizales; Tuberaceae
Exons: 2
Coding region: 677-1660 (327 amino acids)
Biological process (GO): transcription elongation by RNA polymerase II; post-transcriptional tethering of RNA polymerase II gene DNA at nuclear periphery; poly(A)+ mRNA export from nucleus
Cellular component (GO): transcription export complex 2
Molecular function (GO): double-stranded DNA binding; RNA binding
Source: RefSeq, a predicted model, not a curated record